AUGGCCCACAGCGGUGAAGUACAAUCGGCGUCUCGAUUGGUUGGCAUAGUCCUUCUAUCUCACGUACACAUUGGAACCUUCAGAUGCAACUUCAUCAACCUCAUUUGCAACUUGGGAGGGGCCGAGCCGGAAGCACCAAUGAGCGCUCUGAAGGAAAACAUCGUAUACGCCGCUUUCAAUGCUUUAUAUUUCUUCCUCAUGUACCGCGUCUUCAGCGCCCAAGUGGAAUUACUCGAAGGAAAAAUGAAAGAGUGGAGGGAAGAGAUGAGAGAGCUCAAGAGAGAUAUUAGAGUGCAAAUGGGCGUUGCCCAUGAUGGGAUAGGGAUGGGAGUGGAUGCUGCCAAAUGUAUGGGCGCUGCAGAGCAGAACAGGGCGAUGAGGGAUAGGUAG
Bipolaris zeicola 26-R-13 is the source of this 390-nucleotide messenger RNA. RefSeq lists its product as uncharacterized. Bases 1 to 390 code for a protein of 129 amino acids. Lineage: Eukaryota; Fungi; Ascomycota; Dothideomycetes; Pleosporales; Pleosporaceae. The record is from RefSeq and is a predicted model, not a curated record. The transcript has 2 exons.